This is a messenger RNA of Archocentrus centrarchus (flier cichlid), 3882 nucleotides long. RefSeq names its product DNA-binding protein SATB2-like. The record is from RefSeq and is a predicted model, not a curated record. NCBI's taxonomy places the organism in Eukaryota, Metazoa, Chordata, Actinopteri, Cichliformes, Cichlidae. Gene Ontology annotation, biological process: chromatin remodeling; regulation of transcription by RNA polymerase II. Gene Ontology annotation, molecular function: DNA-binding transcription factor activity, RNA polymerase II-specific; RNA polymerase II cis-regulatory region sequence-specific DNA binding. The transcript has 12 exons. Bases 206 to 2722 code for a protein of 838 amino acids.
AUCACUCCUCGUCUCUGUAUCUCCUUGCUCGGUCCACUGUCGUGCCGUUUUUCGUCAAGAAGGCAAGCUGUGGAAAAAUUCCUAUUCUCUCAGGCUGGAUUCACUCGUUUUCACCAAUGGAUGGAGUUUAUUCCCACGCGCACACAGUGACUUCUUAAAAACUUCGCAGGCCGUGCUGGGGGUUCCUCCUGGGGUUCGUAAGGGGAUGGAGCAGCGUGGAAACGCAGGAGGGGAAGCGGAGAGCCCCAGCCGUCAGGACAGCGCCAGCCCAGAGGAGCGAGAGGAGAAGGGGGAAAACCCCAGUUCCAGUGGGCCUUCUCAGUGCAAGCUGAGCCGUCUGGAGGUCAAUGGGAGCCCAACAAACCCACGAACCCGACAGAACUGCACACCCGUGAGACCACUUGGAGGUUUGAUGAUCCCAGUCUACUGCGUGGUCGAGCAUGCGGACAUGGGAAUGGCGGGCAACUGUGAGGGGCGAAGCGACCGUCACGCCGAGUUCGUGUUGGUUCGUAAAGAUGUCCUCUUUACUCAGCUGGUAGAGACGGCACUGGUUGCUCUUGGAUACUCACACAGCUCUGCUGUACAGGCGCGAGGUAUCAUCAAAGUGGGCCGGUGGAAGCCGAUGCCCAUCCACUACCUAACAGAUGCUCCUGAGGCCACGGUGGCUGACAUGCUGCUGGAUGUUUAUCACAUGGUCACACUGCGGAUCCUAUUGCACAGCUUCGCCCGGCUGGAGGAGCUGCCAUCAGAGCAGUGGACCCACGCCACAGUGAGGAACGCCCUCAAAGAGCUGCUUAGAGAGACCAACCAGAGCGCUCUUGCAAAGGAGUGUCCCCUCUCCCAGAGUAUGAUCUCAGCAAUCGUGAACAGCUCCUACUAUGCCAACGUCUCCACCUCUAAAUGCCAGGAGUUUGGACGCUGGUACAAGAGGUACAAACGCUUCAAAGGUGAAUACAUUGAAAAGAUGUGGUCAUCACAGGAGAAAUCAGACAUCAAAGUGGAGCGGGAUUUGGACUUGAGCAUCCUCAGCCAUCGUCCUCCCUCACUCUUGCCCUCUCCCACCCAUUUGGGCACCCUGGGUGGGCCUGGAGCUCAUUCCAUCAAGAGCGGCCUGGGGGACUCUCAGACCUCAACCCAGCCUCAUGGUCUGCCUCACCCGAGUGGACAGAAUCACCCCAGUCCUCCACUGCGUCCUCAGGCUCCACCUCUCCUGGGCCACGGCGGGCUCCUGUCUCCCCAGCUCCCCCCUCAGCUUGUACGUCAACAGCUCGCUAUGGCCCACCUCAUCAACCAGCAGCUGGCUGUUAGCCGCCUGCUUGCCCACCAGCACCCGCAGGGAGUCAACCAGCAGUUCCUCAACCAUCCUCCUAUCUCACGGAGCUGUAAGAUCUCUGGGGCUGUUUCUGAGCCGAGCCUCAGCUCCGGAGCUGAAGUCUCCUCUGAUAUUUACCAGCAAGUCAGGAACGAAUUGAAGAGGGCCAGUGUUUCCCAGGCUGUGUUUGCCCGUGUGGCCUUUAACCGCACACAGGGCUUGCUGUCAGAAAUCCUUCGUAAGGAGGAGGAUCCUCGCUCUGCCUCUCAGUCUCUGCUGGUCAACCUGAAGGCCAUGCAGAACUUCCUCAAUCUGCCUGAGAGUGAGCGAGACCGGAUCUACCAGGAGGAGAGGGAGAGGAGUACCAGCACCAACCACAACCACUCCACCAACCACAUCUCCAGUGCCAACACUCACAGACAUGCACAGACAAAAUGCAGCGUGCCUGGCCCAGAGCUGCAGAUGAAGCUGGACUCACUGGUAAACAUCACGUCAGGGAUCUACGAGGAGAUCCAACAGGAGAUGAAGAGGGCGAAGGUCUCCCAGGCUCUGUUCGCCAAGGUGGCUGCUAAUAAAAGUCAGGGUUGGCUGUGUGAGCUGCUAAGAUGGAAAGAGAGCCCGAGCCCUGAAAACCGCACACUGUGGGAGAACCUGUGCACCAUCAGAAGGUUCCUGGCGUUGCCACAAGCCGACCGAGAUCUGGUGUACGAAGAAGAGUCGAGACAGCAGCACAGCGACAGACUCCACACCGUCCUGCACAUCUCAGACCAGCAGACCCUACACAGACAGACUCUGCCACCGCUAAUGGCUCCAUCCCCGAUUCAUGAAGACCCCCAGCCCAUCCCCCCGCCAUCAUUGCAAGGCUCAGAAGAUGGGUCUCAAUGUGGGAUGAGCCCUGGCCUCGGAGGUGGAGGAACAAAGAAGGCCCGAUCGCGGACGAGGAUUUCUCUGGAGGCCCUGGGAAUCCUGCAGAGCUUCAUUGGAGAUGUGGGACUGUACCCCGACCAGGAGGCGAUCCACACCCUGUCAGCCCAGCUAGACCUGCCCAAACACACGAUCAUCAAGUUCUUCCAGAACCAGCGCUACAACGUUAAGCACCACAGCCAGGCCAGAGAGCCCAUUGCCGGGGAGGACGACAGGGAGAGCUCCAGUCCCAGUGAGAGAGGCGUCUGCCCAGUCCAGGGCAGAGGAGGUGAAGAGGCUCUCUCUGCGUCUGAGGAGUCAAGUGAGGAUGGGAGAGCAUCAGUGGAGGUGUUCAGAGCAGAAGGAGACGAUGGAGAAGAAGGUGAAGUGGAAAUGGAGAUUGAGAAAGAGGAAGGAGAUGAUGCAAAAGCUUCAGGGCCAGUAGCUUCCUCUCUGUCCCCCUACAGCAGUGUGGAUAGCCCCCAGUCUGCAGAACAACAGAGAUAACAGCAGAGGAAAAAACUGAAGACCACACACAGAAAACCUGAAUAAACACACAAUUUUGCCAUCACCUUUAACAGAGCUGAUGAUCAGAGCUCUUUAAUAUCUGAAGAACAAAUAUUUAUAGACAGUUUGACUGAAAAGGGACUCCAGUUACCUUAAGAGCCGAUGUUUUUGGUUUGUAAAACAGUGUUUGGGGCAUUGUUCAGUGCUGCUGAAAAAAGAUUUCAGUUUUGCCACCUUUUUUUGUGGGGGGGAUAAUGGGGAAAAGAUCACUAUGGGACAACAUGUUUGAAACUCAGAUUUAGUGAAUUCUUUGAGUUGUUUCCCACUUUUUGAAGGGAUAUAUUCACACCACAAAAGAAGAAAACACUCACUCCUGCUAGAUCUUAGAUCGCUCAUAAACACAGGCCUCUUAUUAGCUCUCCGAGCAUAUUUCCAACAGUUUUGACAAGGAAUGUAAGUCUUUGUCAUUAAAAUGCAAUAAGCGUAUUUUGCUAAAAAGGUGCAUAUACAGUAUGUCCAAAGUCAUUAAAUGCAUGUUGCCCCCCUGAAAUCCAACCACAUACACAGAAAAGAAUAAAGAAAUGUGCACAGACAAACUGCAGGGAGAGAGAGGCUCACAGCAGGUCAGAGGUGCAAACACACGCCUUCUUUUUCAGGUGACAUUCAUUCACAUUGGGACCAAGGAUAGAUAGCACUGAACUGCAGUGGUAGCUCACAAAAAAGCAUUUGCCUUUUCUUUUUUUUUCUUUUUUGUUUUAAGAAAUGCAGACAUGCAGGGAAAAAAAUACUAUAACCUCUCUCCACGCUUGAAGGCCUUAUGUUCUAUGAUAUAUAAUUUUGUUUGUGUCCUUAAAAUCAUUUUGGAGAUCCCUGCAUUGACGUGUCCGUAUGUGAAGCUCAGAAAGCCAGUUCACACUACCCUCCUCCUACUAUUUAUUACCAGCUUUGUAUUUUUACGUAAAUCUAAGUAUUGUUGUUGUAAUUCCAGUUUCUUUUCUUCGCUCUUACUACAGAUGUCUUUGUAAAUGUGACUCAAACAUGCCAAGAGGACGUUUGAACUGUUACACUCUUUAAGUUGAACUUUUACUUUAGCUGAAAGGGAAAUAAACUGAAAAUUUGGGGGGAUUUUUUUUUUGGGGUUUUUUUUGGGGACUUUUAUG